Molecule: messenger RNA, 5824 nt
Organism: Dermatophagoides farinae (American house dust mite)
Lineage: Eukaryota; Metazoa; Arthropoda; Arachnida; Sarcoptiformes; Pyroglyphidae
Source: RefSeq, a predicted model, not a curated record
UUCUGAUUCUAACGUUGUCAAGAUUUUUUCUUUAGUGUGCGUGCGAUUUAGUCGGUUAGUUUGUGUGUAUGUGUGUGUGUGUUUGUAUGGUAUGUAUGUAUUUGUUUUUCGUCGACGACGGUAUUUCCAAUUGGCACCGAAUCCAAAUAUUUAUAACGCAAAAUAAAAUCCACCGAGAAUCUAUACUAUAUAUUCUCUCUCUCUCUCUCUCUCUCUCUCUACUUUAUGGGCAAGCAAUGAUGACGCGAUUCUUCAAUUCACAUGUGUGUAUAAACCAACAAAUGAACCGAAAACCAAUAUUUCAUCAAUUUUUUUUGCGACGCAUUUAUUAUUGAUCUCCAACCACACACACAAUGAAUGAAUGAAUGAAUUUUUUUGUUGUUGUUGUUGUUGUCAACUUUUUUUAAGCAUUGAAAGUAUCAAUGAUAGACAUAUAAAUAUAGCGGCAGUCUCGUCUCAUAUUGUUUCAUCCGAUUUGAAAAAAAUCGAUAUUUUUUUCCAAUUUUAAAAAUUAUCUGACAUUAAACUGAAUGGAAGAAUGUUUUUCAAUUUCAUUUUGAGGAAAUUUUUUUUUUUUUUUUUUUGGUGAUUGAUUGAUUGAUUGAUUGAUAACAACAAAACACCACCUGGAAACAUCAACCAAAUAUUAUAUAUUUUAUAUGUGUAAACAUUUGAAUAAUUUAUCCUCACACGAAAAACAUAUAUAUUCAUUUAAACGAACGAACGAACAACAACAUUCGAUUCUUGUUUGACUUCUGUGUUUUCUUCCUCAUUUUGAAAUCUAAUUUUAUCGUACGAUUAUUCAUGAUUAUGGUGAUAUAAUCGUAAUAAUGUCAUCGUAAGAAAAUAUCCAUCUUAUUAUUCUUAUGGUUCGAUGACCAUCAACAGAACAAAUUCUUUGAUCGACAGUCACGUAAUUGAAAUGAACAUUAUUUGGAUCAAAAUUUUUGAGAUUUAUUGAUUACAUCUACAAUAGUGUCCAGCAGCGUCAAUCAUCAUAAUCAUUUGAUAUCAUUAUAAGAACACGAACACAAACACAAAAGGUUGUAAAUCAAUCUUCAUUUAUCGUUUUUUAUUGUUAUAAUUAGAUUUUUAAAAAAUCCGUAAAGCAAGCAUAAAAUGCUUGAACCAUCAUCAUCGGAAGAUGAAAAUGAAACCGUAACAAUUGCUGAAGUGGAUAAUGAUACAUCGAGUGCAAUAUCGGCAAUAUCAUCACUACGAUCCGAUGGUGGUGGUGUUGGUAUUAAUAGCUGCGGUAGUGUUGGACGUCAAUUGACGCCUAAUAUUAAUGUUAAUCAUCCACAAAAUCAAUUGUCCACAACAACAAAUUAUGGUAUAAAUCAUCGUAGUAUUUCGCCUUGUAUUGAACCAAAUGCUCAAAUAUUAAGUCAACAAAAUACGAAUUAUCAUCAUCAUGCUCAACAGCAACAACACCAACAACAUCAGCAGCAGCAGCUACAUACGAAUCAACUACAACAACAACAGCAGCCAUUAUCAGCAAAUGAUAAAUUAUUAUUACCAGUACGAGCUUCACUUGCACAGGUUCGAGCCACUAGUCCAAAUCCUCCGGAAAGACUUAUAGAAUCACCAAAUAAUGAGCUUGAUUCAUUUGAGAAUGAUGAAGAAAGAGCCGAACGUGAAGAAGCUGAAAGAAAAACUAAAUUACAGCUUUAUGUAUUUGUUUUACGUUGCAUUGCCUAUCCAUUCAAUGCUAAGCAACCAGAUUUAAAUAAAAGAGAAUUAAAAAUUACUCUUUCACAAUCUGAACAAAUAAUCAAUCGUUUUCAAUCAUUCCUUAAUGGAGAAUUGAAUAUACCGACUGAUGAUGCAUUCACACAUGCUAUACAGAAUUAUUUUGAUGCAUUUCUACGAAGUAAUCGGCUUCAUAUGCUUGUUGUUAGUGGUGCUUGUUCGGCACAGGAUUUUCGUGAAGUAUUUCGACGAAAUAUUGAGAAACGAGUUCGUAGUUUACCAGAAUCUGAAGGCAUGACAAAAGAAUUAAUUAUUAGCCAAUGGCUAACCAAAUUUGAUGCUAUAUUUCGUGGUGUUGUCGAUAGUAGUAUUGAUGCCGAUUCAUCAUCAUCAUUGUCAUUGACUAAACAGAAUGCAACAAAAAACAUUAAUUUAACCGCUAAAGGACGUCUAUUAAAUCUAAGUUCAGAAAUGAUUCUAAGCAAAGAACAAUUAUAUGAUAUGUUUCAGAAUAUAUUGAAGAUUAAGAAAUUUGAACAUCAACUAUUAUAUAAUGCAUUACAACUUGAUUCGGCCGAUGAACAAACAGCAGCUAUUCGUCGUGAAUUGGAUGGACGUAUACAAAAAUGUGCGGAAAUGGAAAAAAAUCGUAAAUUAUUGCCAAAAUUUGUCCUAAAAGAAAUGGAAAGCCUUUACACUGAUGAGGUACAUUCAUCGAUUAAUCAAUUGAUGGCCAAUUUGGAAAGUUUGCCAAUAUCAAAAAGCAGUACAGAUAGCCGUUAUGGAUUACAGAAAUUAAAACGUUAUAAUAAUAAGUCGAAAAUCCGGUCAUCAUUAUGUAGAAGUCAAGCAUCAUUAGCCAAAGAAGGCUUAGUAGAAUUAGAGGCCGAAGUAUCGACAUUAUCGAAAACGGAUGUAAUGCUUUCAUUCACUAUUGAAGUUGUCGUUAUGGAAGUUCGUGGCCUAAAAUCAUUACCGUCCAAUAGAAUCGUUUAUUGUACAAUGGAAGUUGAAGGUAGUGGUGAAAAAUUACAAACCGGUCAUGUUGAAGCAUCAAAACCAUUAUGGGCAACACAAGGCGAUUUUACAACAACAUAUCCAUUACCAGCCAUCAAAGUAAAAUUAUAUGCCGAAAGUCCAGGCAUUUUAAGCCUAGAUGAUAAAGAAUUGGGUAAAGUUAUCAUAAAACCGACACCAUUAUCACCGAAAACACCAGAAUGGUAUAAAAUGAUUGUACCAAAAAAUGCAGCCGAUCAAGAUUUAUCGAUCAAAAUAAUAAUACGUAUGGAUAAGCCACAGAAUAUGAAACAUUGUGGCCUAUUAUUGGCACAAGGAAAACAGUUAUGGAAAAAAUGGAAAAAACGUUAUUUUAUUCUUGUACAAGUAUCACAAUAUACAUUUGCAAUGUGUAGCUAUCGUGAAAAGAAAUCCGAACCAACCGAAAUGCUGCAACUGGAUGGAUAUUCUGUUGACUAUAUUGAACCAAUACAAGAGCUUCCUGAAGGUAAAUAUUUUUUCAAUGCUGUUAAAGAAGGCGAUAGUAUUGUAUUUGCCUGUGAUGAUGAAAAUGAAUGUGCACUUUGGGUCAUGGCCAUGUAUAGAGCUACUGGUCAAGCGCACAAACCAACACCAUUAAUGCCCACUACAUCGAAUAAAAAUUCAACAAUUUCACGGCUUCAAGGAGAUGCUGAUCGUGCACGAAAACAUGGAAUGGAUGAAUUUAUACAAGCCGAUCCAUGUAAAUUUAAUCAUCAUCAAUUGUUUAGUUUAUUACAACGUGAAACACUAACAUAUCGAUUAAAUGGUCAAUAUUGUUCAAUGGGCUGGUUUUCACCUGGACAGGUAUUUGUACUCGAUGAAUAUGGUGCCCGUUAUGGUGUACGAAGCUGUUUUCGUCAUUUAUCAUACAUGAGUGAUUUGUUGGAUUUUGCUGAAAAAGGCAUUCUAAUUGAUCCAACAUUGAUACAUUUUAGUUUUUCAUUCUGUUCAUCACAUGUACAUGGUAAUAUAAGCGCUCCACCAAUGGGACAGGUAGCCUAUGAUAUCAGACCUGGAGGCAUAUUUACGGUAACCAUCGAAGAAAAAGAUAUGUAUAUGAUCAUCAAGGAUAGGCUGAAAAAUUUGCUUGAAUAUCAAAUAACAAAUUUUCGCUAUUGUUUUCCAUUUGGCCGUCCUGAAGGAUCGUUAAAGGCAACAUUAUCAUUAUUGGAACGUGUAUUAAUGAAAGAUAAUUUAACGCCAGCACCACAAGAAGAGGUGCGUGGUAUCAUCAAAAAGUGCCUUGAAAGUGCUGCUUAUGUAAAUUAUAGUAAAAUAUCAAGAUCGGCUCGUAUUGAAGAAAUAGCUCAGGAUCCAGAAUUAGAUUGCUCAACAAAAUUACAACGGCUUACACAUUUAGCCGAAAUGUGUGUGGAUCUAAUACAGGAAAAUAAUGAACAUUAUGCUGAGGCAGCAUCUGCGUUUGCCUGGUUUUCCGAAUUACUUGUGGAACAUUGUGAAACAUUUUGGACAUUAUUUGCUGUCGAUAUGGAUACAAUAUUAUCGUUGCAACCACCAGACACAUGGGAAAGUUUUCCAUUGUUUCAGGUACUCAAUAAUUAUCUUCGUUUAGAUGAAAAUCUAUGUGGAGGUAGAUUUCAUAAUCAUCUACGAGAUACAUUUGCACCACAAGUAAUACGAUAUGUUGAUCUUAUGGAAAAUACUAUUGCACAAGCAUUAUUGAAAGGUUAUGAUAAAGAAAAAUGGGAUCUAAAAGGACCAGCUGGAUGUGCAACAUCGGUGGAACUAUUCUGGAAAUUGAAUACAUUGCAAAAUUUUAUACACGAUCUUUAUUGGCCUGAUGAUGUAUUUGCUAGCCAUCUGGAACAAAGAUUAAAAUUGAUGGCUUGUGAUAUGAUUGAAACUUCAAUAAAUCAAACAAUGCAAGCAUUUCAACAAUGGGAAAGAAAAGGAAAUCGUUGGACAACAAGUACUGAUUAUAUAAUACCAACAGAAAUGUGUACAAUGAUCAAUAUUGUAUUGGAAUCAAGAAAUCAAUCACUUAAAUUGUGUACAUUCAGUGGACAUGAUACGAAUCAAUAUCAUGCUAAAAUUGAUCAUUUAGUCGAUAAUACAUUGGAUAUGAUGCAAAGUUGUCUUACUAACAAGUUGAUUGGAAUAUUGGAAAAUUGUAUCAGUAAACUAUCACGUUAUGAUGAGGGAAGCAUUUUGGCGCCAAUCCUGUCCUUAACGUAUAAUAAAGGUGUAUCGAGCACUGGUAAAGAUGUGGGAAAAUCCUAUAUAAAUUUCAUACGAAAUUCUGCUGAACAAUUACGACAAAAAGUUUGCGAUGAACUAUGGGCAAUUGGUUUUUUUGAGUCAUGGUAUGCAGCACAGAUUGAAUUGAUCAACAAUUGGCUUCUGGAACGUAUCGAUAGUAGUCUACAUAUUUUUCAAUUAUGUGCCAUUUCGCACAUUGUUCGGAAAAUGUAUAGCGAUUUUGAAUUACAAGGUAUUGAAGAAGAAAAAUUGAAUAAUGUUACAUAUAAAACGGUCAUGCAACGAAUAUUAAUGGAAGAGGCAACAGCAUCAGUAUCCACAAAUGAUCUUAAUCGUGAAAAUGAAGAUGUUGAUGAAUGUCAUGCUAAUGGUGAACAAAUGGGUAAUCGUUCGAGAAAAACAUCUGCAUCAAUUUCAUCAUCAUCUGGAACAAAUCCUGAAAAUUAUGUUAGCCGUAUACAAAAUGCUACAACAAAUGUCAUGGGUCGAAUAUCCGGUCUUGGACGUGGUGUAAGCGGUAUUGGUGGUAUGGCCGGUGGAAUCGGUGGUAUUGCCAAUAAAUUCUUGAAUAAUCUUUAAUCAUAAUAAUUGGAUUAAAUUUUCCAUCCGACGUCAUUCAUGAUUUUCGGGACACAAAAAAAAAACACUUAUUACUUCUAACAAUACAGACACUUUUAUGUUUUACAUCACUAAAUAACAGAAACAAAAAAUUGAUUCACUACAUUUAAAUGAUUUAUAAUCGAUAUAUAAUCAUCAAGUGCACCUUAUAAUUAUUAUUAUUCGUUCAUCGAAUAUACCAUAUUUUAUUGGCACUAAAAAAAAUUGAUCCAAAGAAAAGAAGCUUAUAAUCAUCAUAUUAUAAAUUUUUCAAACG